Messenger RNA from Dryobates pubescens (Downy woodpecker), 1852 nucleotides. It is a transcript of the gene AQP11, whose product is annotated as aquaporin 11. Lineage: Eukaryota; Metazoa; Chordata; Aves; Piciformes; Picidae. Gene Ontology annotation, cellular component: cytoplasm; membrane. Gene Ontology annotation, biological process: transmembrane transport. Bases 370 to 1134 code for a protein of 254 amino acids. The transcript has 3 exons. Gene Ontology annotation, molecular function: channel activity. The record is from RefSeq and is a predicted model, not a curated record.
GCCACUGCGGGAGGGUUGAGGGGAGCUCCGUCCGCCCCGCAGAAGAAAAGCAGAGCCCCGCUCUUCCUUCGCCUCUUUUCCGCCGCAGGGACAGAGACCUACCUCCUCCUAACCCUUCUCUGGCGGGGAGGGGAGGGCAGAGGGACGCCGCUGCCCUCCCCGUGUCGGGCUGCCCUUUGCUCCCCGGCAGCGGAGGGUGAGUCAGCCGCAGGGCAGCCUGCGGGCAGGUGGGGACUGGAGCUGGCUCCUGCCUCGCAGGGAAAGGGUGGUCGUUUCUCCUCCCUCUCCCCCUUGUUUUCUCCCCGUAAGUGGUGAGGCUGGACCAAGGCGAACUCUUCCGAGCCCUUCAGCCUGUGAACCAGCCUCGCCAUGGCUGUCGGUGGGGUCGGGACCUCUCUGCUGCUGAUGGCCGGCAUCAUGGUGGCCGUGGGGCUGUGCCGGAGGGUGACCCGCCGCCGGCUGCGCACCCGGCAGCGCCUUUGCACUUUCCUGUUGGAGAUGUUCAGCACCUUCCAGAUCUGCGCCUGCACGAACGAGCUCUGCCUGCUCGGCAACGUGGAGCCGAAGCCGCACACCGCCCUCACCCUCACCUACGGCUUCACCGUCCUGCACGGCUUGACUCUGCCCGGCAGCACCUGCAACCCCUGUGGCACCUUGCAGCCGAUGUGGGGUGGUGGGACGUCGGUCAGGAUGGGUGGACUGAAGAUCGCCGCUCAGUUCCUGGCUGCGGUGCUUGCCAGGCUGUUCAUGCACUUUAUCUGGAGCCUGGAGAUGGCAGAGCCACAUUCUGGAGCGCUCUCGCAGGGCUGCAGCAACCCCAUGCAGACUACAGAGAUGCAGGCGUUCUGCAUAGAACUGCUCUUUUCUGUCGUCUUCCAGCUCACCAUCCUGCGAGUGGAAAGGAUUCAUCCCAAAUACAAAGUCCAUUUGAUUGCUUUCCUCAUCACCAUGCUGGUGUAUGCAGGUGGCAAUCUGACAGGAGCAGUAUUUAACCCAGCACUGGCUUUGUCACUACAUGCCAAUUGUUUCUACGACAGAUUUCUGAGUUACUCACUUGUGUACUGGAUAGCACCAUCCUUAGGUACAAUGCUUGUGGCUUUCAUAUGGGAUGGGAUCCUCCCCCGGCUGUCCUGAGAUGGCAGACUCUGAAAUCUGGCAGCAGCAGCAGCAGGUUAAGAAUGACUCCCAGCAUCUGCAGAGAUGGAGCUUUCAGGGAACUGGUGACAUCUGACUUCUCGGGCACCUUCCAGUGGAUUUCACAGGCGAACGAUGCGACCUCCGACUCUGUAUUCAGACACCUGUUUUGUCACAGCCCACUGGGGCGUUGAGACGACCUGCCAGCAGCUUCAGCUAAGCCACCUGAACACGAUGGGACUGGGAAAACACUCACACUUGUCACUUUAGCCAUAAGUGCCAUUUGCUGAUCUUUAUUCCAACAGCAUGCAAAGCUGAUUUUAGGGAAACACCCUGUCCUUUCAAGGGUUUGACGGGAUUGGAUUUCUUCCCCUAGAAGGCACCUGGCAGAAAAGGAGCUGACCAUCUCAGUCCUCAUCCUGUUCCUACUUGCCAUAUCCACAACUCUGAGAAGAAGGAAGGCUCCACAGCUCCCUAGAAGAGGUUCCACAGCUCUGUUCUAGAGGUGUCCUACACCAAAAUUAAAAGUCUGUAGGACCAGCGUUGUUUUACUAAUGCCCAGAAGGAGGUAAGUAAGCCCUUGCUUCCUUUGGGGAAGGCCCUGCCCCAUCCUCUCCCAUGAUGGUCUGUUGAAUAUUUAUCUUGGCUGGAAAGAACAGUAAUAAAGUACCACAAAAUUCUGUAAGUACACAUGUAAAAGGAUGACUGAGGCAACAAC